AUGCCGCGAAUUAUGAUAAAAGGCGGCGUUUGGCGCAAUACAGAGGAUGAAAUUCUUAAGGCUGCUGUUAUGAAAUAUGGAAAAAAUCAAUGGUCCCGAAUAGCUUCCCUAUUGCAUAGAAAGUCAGCUAAACAAUGCAAAGCUCGUUGGUACGAGUGGUUGGACCCCAGUAUCAAAAAGACAGAAUGGUCCAGAGAAGAAGACGAGAAGCUUUUGCACUUAGCAAAGCUUAUGCCAACCCAAUGGAGGACGAUAGCGCCAAUUAUUGGAAGAACUGCUGCACAAUGCUUAGAGCGUUACGAAUAUUUAUUAGAUCAAGCUCAAAAGAAAGAAGAAGGAGAGGACAUGGGAGAUGAUCCCCGCAAACUAAAACCUGGUGAAAUUGAUCCUAAUCCUGAAACAAAACCAGCAAGGCCAGACCCCAAGGACAUGGAUGAAGAUGAGUUGGAAAUGUUGUCCGAAGCCCGUGCGCGUUUGGCUAAUACACAAGGUAAAAAGGCAAAGAGGAAGGCUAGGGAGAAGCAAUUGGAAGAAGCGAGAAGACUGGCAGCAUUGCAAAAGAGAAGGGAACUCAGUGCGGCUGGUAUUUCAGUGCCAAUAAGACGUAAGAAAAAGCGUGGUGUGGAUUAUAAUAAAGAAAUACCAUUUGAGAAGAAACCUGCAGCUGGUUUCUAUGAUACCUCAACUGAGGUUGUGGACCCAAUGGCACCAGAUUUCUCGCGACUUCGCCAACAGCAUCUCGAUGGAGAAUUACAUUCAGAAAAGGAAGAGAAAGAGCGUAGAAAGGACAAGCAAAAACUGAAACAACGCAAAGAAAACGAUGUGCCCCAGGCUAUGUUACAAGGAGACCAACCGGCCCGCAAACGAAGCAAACUAGUGCUACCGGAACCACAAGUAUCUGAUCAGGAGCUGCAACAAGUUGUGAAACUGGGUCGCGCAUCGGAGGCGGCUCGUGAGUCAGCUGGCGCCGCUGGUGCUCCAACAGAUGCCCUCCUGGCCACAUACGCGCUCACGCCUGCACCAGCCACCGCUCUGCGAACACCAGCUCAUCAAGACAGAAUCAUGAUGGAAGCUCAAAAUGUGAUGGCCCUGACCCACGUGGACACGCCACUGAAAGGAGGACUCAACACUCCUCUCCAUGAAUCAGACUUCUCGGGUGCGUUACCGCAAACGCAGGCGGUCGCCACGCCCAACACGCUGCUCGUUACUCCGUUCAGAUCAUCUCGAACUGAAGCAUCUACGCCAGGCAGUUUCAACACGCCUAGCCAAGGACAGAAUGCACAACCUGCUUUAGCUACACCUGCACUCAGAGAUAAGCUUAGCAUCAACCCAGAGGAUCGAGUAGGGCCCGGUGAAACUCCACAGGUGGCGAACCAAAUACAAAAGCAGCUGAAGGCGUCAGUGCGCACAGCGUUGCAGUCGCUCCCUACGCCGCGCAACGACUACGAGAUCGUAGUUCCCGACGAGAGCGACGAGCCGACGGAGGCGUCCGGUACCAUGGAUUCCGUAGAAGACCAAGCAGACACCGACGCUCGGAUGCUGAAGGAGCAGGAAGCAAAACGCGCGGCGGCGCUAGCGCUCCGCUCGGCGGCGGUGCAGCGCGGCUGCGUGCGCCCGGGCGACGUGAACGCGGCCGUUCUGCGCGGCGGCGGCGCCCUUAGCUCGCUGCAGCACGCGGAGGAGCUGCUCAAGGCGGAGAUGCUCACGAUGCUGCACUACGACGCGCUCCACGAUCCGCCCAACGGUGUAGACAAAAAGCGUUCAGUGCAAUUGCAAGCUUCCCAUUUAGCUUACCUUGAACAGCACCCAUAUGAGGAAUUUACCGCUGAUGAAUUGUCGGAGGCGAAACAAAUUUUGCAAAAAGAAAUGGAAGUCGUAAAAGCGGGCAUGGGACAUGGAGAGCUCAGUAUUGAUGCUUACACACAAGUGUGGGAGGAGUGUCUUGCUCAGGUACUAUUCUUGCCUGGGCAGAACAGAUAUACUCGCGCUAAUUUAGCAAGUAAAAAAGACAGAUUGGAAUCUGCUGAAAAACGAUUAGAACAAAAUAGAAACCAUAUGGCAAAGGAAGCGAAGAAAUGUUCAAAAAUGGAAAAGAAACUAAGGGUGCUUACAGGUGGUUAUCAAAGCCGAGCGGCCUCUCUUAUUAAACAAUUUCAAGAGCUUCAAGAUCAAAUUGAACAAUCAAAUUUGGAAUUGUCAACAUUCAAAUUUUUGGCUGAACAAGAGAAGGCUGCAAUUCCCCGGCGUAUUGAGUCCCUAACAGAAGACGUAAAUCGCCAAACUGAUCGUGAAAAGCAACUCCAGAAAAGAUAUGCAGAGCUUCAAUCAGAAUUAGAGGACAUUCACAAAGGCAAGCAAUCAAAAGAGACUGAAGUUAAACCAGUUGAAGAA
Iphiclides podalirius (scarce swallowtail) is the source of this 2391-nucleotide messenger RNA. The record is from the annotation of a GenBank genome assembly. NCBI's taxonomy places the organism in Eukaryota, Metazoa, Arthropoda, Insecta, Lepidoptera, Papilionidae.